Messenger RNA from Talaromyces marneffei, 1740 nucleotides. RefSeq lists its product as uncharacterized. Gene Ontology annotation, molecular function: protein serine/threonine kinase activity; ATP binding. Gene Ontology annotation, biological process: maturation of SSU-rRNA. Bases 1 to 1740 code for a protein of 579 amino acids. NCBI's taxonomy places the organism in Eukaryota, Fungi, Ascomycota, Eurotiomycetes, Eurotiales, Trichocomaceae. Gene Ontology annotation, cellular component: preribosome, small subunit precursor; cytosol. The transcript has a single exon. The record is from RefSeq and is a predicted model, not a curated record.
AUGGUGUUAGACAGUACCGCUCAUGGCAUAGCUGAUGGCCAACUACCACCCCAUGAGUUCGUCCCAAACACAGGCUACCUCAACAACACGCCAAUUGACCCCGCAGUUGAUAAUGCACACGACACGAGUGCACCGCAAGUGGGAGAGGAAGUCGACGAGGAAGACGAUGAAUAUUACGACGAUAUCUUUGAAGAGGAUCUAGAAGAAGAUUUUAGCUCCGCAAACCCGAAUGACUUUACGAAAUCAUACAAUCGCCAGCGUCGGCUGAACGAGGCCAUGGCAGAUGUCAAUGCGCCGAAAUCAUCAUAUCCGAAAACGAACCCUCAGAAGCCCAAGGCAAAUAUUCAGGCAGCUGUGGACGAUCAAAUAACGUCUCUAUCAAAGCAUGCCGCUAAGAUCAAACUUGACGACCAACAGUCGGGUUUCAGAGGGAAAGAUUCAAGGACAGUUGAUAAGAGUGAUCGUGCUACAUCAGAGCAGGUGUUGGAUCCGCGCACAAGAAUGAUUCUCUUGCAGAUGAUCAACAGACACUUGGUGUCAGAGAUCAACGGCUGUCUCUCAACCGGAAAAGAAGCAAAUGUGUAUCAUGCCGUCACAGUACGAGACGAGGACGGGGAUGUCGAGACCCUACAGCGAGCCAUCAAGGUUUACAAGACGAGCAUAUUAGUAUUCAAAGACCGCGACAAAUACGUUACUGGCGAGUUCCGUUUCCGAAAAGGCUACGACAAAAGUAACAACCGAGCCAUGGUCAAAGUGUGGGCAGAGAAGGAAAUGCGAAAUUUGCGAAGGAUAUAUUCUGCAGGCAUUCCAAGUCCUGAGCCACUCUAUCUUCGACUUCACGUCCUUGUCAUGAGUUUCUUGGGUAAUUCACGAGGAAUUCCCGCUCCUCGCUUAAAGGAUGUUGAAUUCGAUAUUCCGGAUCCCGAGACACGAUGGCAGGAGUUAUACAUGGAACUAGUUGGUUACAUGCGUACCAUGUAUCAAACAUGCCGACUGGUUCACGCUGAUUUGAGCGAAUACAACAUCCUAUACCACAAGAACAAACUCUACAUAAUUGACGUGAGUCAAAGUGUUGAGCAUGACCACCCACGCAGCUUAGAGUUCCUACGAAUGGAUAUAAAGAACGUUAGCGAUUUCUUCAGACGCAAGGGCGUAAACCCUCUUGCUGAACGCGUGGUCUUUGAAUUCAUUAUCAGCAGCCAAGGACCGGAAAUGGUGGGAGGCGAUAAUGAAUCUAUGAUUGCGGCAAUUCGAAAGUUGAUUGAAACUAGAGAUGAGAAUGGUGAUGAGGCUGAAGGCGUUACAGACGACGUGGAUACUGCGGUUUUCCGUCAACAAUACAUCCCACAAACGCUCGAACAGGUUUAUGAUGUGGAACGAGACGCUGAAAAGGUGCAGUAUGGAGAAAGUGCCGAUCUUGUUUACCGCGAUCUUUUGGCCGACAGAUCCAAAGCCGCCACAGCAUCGAUUCAAAUUGAAUCCAAGGCACAGCCUGAGGAAGAAGAUGAAUCUGAUCAUAGUGGCGGGGUUUCUAUCAGCGACGGCUCUGACGAAAGUGUUGAGGGGUCUGAUGAUGAAGAUCCUUUUGCCAAAAAGCCUCCUCGUGGCAAGAAACAUGAGGAUAAGGAUGCAAAACGUUUACACAAGCAAAAGGUGAAAGAAGAGAAGAGGGAACAGAGAGCGAAAAAGAUGCCAAAACAUGUGAAGAAGAAGAUUAUCAGCUCUACAAAACGCAAAUAG